CAGAGAGGUCUGGACUCUCAUCCUCCUAAGAGCUCAAAUCAACUCACUGGCUGCCCAGAAUCAAUGGACAGAGUUUGGAUUUUGUUACUGCUGACACUCGCCUUGGCAGAGUCCUCUGUUAAUCCAAGAGGACUGGUUUGGAACUUAAAAAACGGGGAGCUGUGUUUGCACAGCCAACAGUGCAACAGCCGCUGCUGUCACCGCACCGAUGGAUUGAGUUUUGCUCGCUGCGCAGACAAAGCAGCUGAAAACCAAAAGUGUUCCCCAAAGAGUCUAUAUGGAGUUUACUACAAGUGUCCUUGUGAGAAAGGCUUAGUCUGUGAUGUUGACCAGACCAUCGUGGGAAGUAUUAUCAACUCUGACUUCGGCAUUUGCAAGGACCCAUCAAAUACAAUCAGCAGUGAAUAAGAAAGAAAGAAAAAAUUAUGGUGGAUAGAUUUACCCCAGAUCCUUUAAAUAGCCAAGCAGCUAUUAUUACUUUCCUGACAAAACAAAUUCCUGUGCUUUUACAUACUGCGCCAAACCAACUUGCAAUUUGUUUACUUAAACUUCAGUUAGGUUCAAACAUUUUUCUCAUCCACCCUACCCAAAAUAAGACCUUGCCGUAGACUUUUUGUAUAUUUGGAAUUGUAUCAGCAAGUGAUAAUAUCUGGCUGACUAUGGUUAGGCUUGGAACCAAACCCAGGAUGGGGCUGCUAGUGCUUGGAGUAGAGACCACUAGGUAAUAUUGCCCUGGCUGUAGGCUAGACUGAGAAGUUGAAGCAAUAUCCUGACAAAGUACUUGCACAAAGAGGUGUGAAGAUAUACUUUCAAAAUGUAUGUAGAACCUGUUAUUGCUAGGCUUUUUGCUGCAAAGAAAACUUACCAUAAUCAGCAAAGGAUUUUGGGGGGGGGGAUUAAGAUUGUGGUUCCCACUCCAUUCUGGUGGUCUAGCAAUGUAAUGGACUCUAAUAUCUUCUCCCUAAGGAGCUUCCCAAUUUUAUCUUCACAACAGCAAUGCGAGGCCAGCUGGGGUGAGGGAUAGCAAGUGAUUAGGUCAAAAACAAAAUCAUGGCUGACUGGAGUGUCCAGAUGCAAGGUACAGUUCAAAGGUAUCACUAAUAUCUCCUCCAAAUCAAGCUGGCCCCUGGUGGUUUCAUGGACAGGUCUAUGCAUGUUUCUUUGCAGCAACAUGAAGAAGUUUGCUAUUGUCUUCUUUGGGAUAUUUUUUCAACUUCCCAGCCUAGUUGACAGCUUUGGUAUGAUCCGCAGGAGUAGUGACCCUGCUUAGCUUCCAAGACCGGACAAGAUCUCCAACGACCACCGUGUCAAACACGCAGGACUAAACUCAAUGACCAUAUAUUUACCACAAACCAGUAUUGGCUGUCUAUCUACCUGCACUUCACUGUUUAUAUUUGUCUUAUCUAUUUCCUAUAUUCUUAGGAAAAUAUGGAAUGAAAAAAGAAAAAAAUAGCAUGGACCAGAACUGUCUGCCCCAAAUCUCCUCUUUGAUGAAGCCUAUCUUUAUAUCUUUAUAAUGAGCCAGGCCCUUACAUUUCCUCUGCACUCUUUUCACUCUGAUCAUGCAUCUCUCUGCUUUCCCACUGCUCUGCUCUAUCUUCCAGCAGGUUAAUAUUCAGUAUAUACAGGCUAUAGCAAAGGUCAGGCCCCACAGGCCAACCCAGUAUGGUUUGUUUCCAGAGAAAAUGUCCUUAUAUUAGGGACGUUCAAAGGUCAUACAUCAAACGAGUAAGGUCGGGCUUAGAAGAAAACAGCAACCCAUUUGGACAUUUAAUAAAAUGUAUACAAUAAAUUGUCGAUGGGGCCUGACUUUUGGUAUGCCCUCUGUGCCCGCCUGCCCGUCCAUCUACCACCUCCUUCCCUACCUAUCUAUCUACCACAACGUGUCCUAGUUUGAGUCAUUUGAAGUUGCCGUUCUGAGCUGUUCUAUCUUUUGUGGAUGACGUCUGGAUGAGAAUUAAUAAAAGUAUCAAAUGCUUUUCA
Python bivittatus (Burmese python) is the source of this 1983-nucleotide messenger RNA. RefSeq names its product colipase (gene CLPS). Gene Ontology annotation, cellular component: extracellular region. The record is from RefSeq and is a predicted model, not a curated record. Gene Ontology annotation, molecular function: enzyme activator activity; lipase binding. NCBI's taxonomy places the organism in Eukaryota, Metazoa, Chordata, Lepidosauria, Squamata, Pythonidae. Gene Ontology annotation, biological process: positive regulation of catalytic activity; lipid catabolic process; digestion.